Molecule: messenger RNA, 1633 nt
Organism: Erinaceus europaeus (western European hedgehog)
Lineage: Eukaryota; Metazoa; Chordata; Mammalia; Eulipotyphla; Erinaceidae
Gene: BABAM2
Product: BRISC and BRCA1 A complex member 2
Exons: 14
Coding region: 165-1496 (443 amino acids)
Biological process (GO): double-strand break repair
Cellular component (GO): BRCA1-A complex; BRISC complex
Source: RefSeq, a predicted model, not a curated record
GGCGCGGCGGGACGUCGCGGGGGCGCGCACGCAUCCAGCCCGCGGUGCGCGCGCAGGUCGGUGCGUCGGUCGGGGGCGCGCUCGGGUCACCUGUCCCCCCUCACGUAGUCGCCCGUAGCCGGUCGGACUAAGUUCCAGUGACGAUUUGCAAAGUUAAGUUAAAAAUGUCCCCAGAAGUGGCCUUGAAUCGCAUUUCUCCAAUGCUUUCUCCAUUCAUAUCCAGUGUGGUUCGAAAUGGAAAAGUGGGACUGGAUGCUACAAAUUGUUUGAGGAUAACUGACUUGAAAUCUGGCUGCACAUCCCUGACUCCUGGACCCAACUGUGAUCGAUUUAAACUGCACAUCCCCUAUGCUGGAGAGACCUUGAAAUGGGAUAUUAUUUUCAAUGCCCAGUACCCAGAGCUGCCCCCUGAUUUUAUCUUUGGAGAAGAUGCUGAGUUUCUGCCAGACCCCUCAGCUUUGCACAACCUUGCCUCCUGGAAUCCUUCUAAUCCUGAAUGUCUCUUACUUGUGGUGAAGGAACUUGUGCAACAAUAUCAUCAGUUUCAGUGUAGCCGCCUCCGUGAGAGCUCCCGUCUCAUGUUUGAAUACCAGACAUUACUGGAAGAGCCACAGUAUGGCGAGAACAUGGAAAUCUAUGCUGGGAAAAAAAACAACUGGACUGGAGAAUUUUCAGCUCGUUUUCUUUUGAAGUUGCCAGUGGAUUUCAGCAAUAUCCCCACAUACCUACUUAAGGUGGACCUGGUUAAUUGCUCACAUUACAGUGCUCAAGGACUCGUGUUUGCACCUCCUGGCUCCUACCUGCUGGGUGAAAGCUUCAGCGGUGGUGAAGCAGUGCUACAGGAUGUAAAUGAAGAUCCUGGUGAAGAUGUGGCCCUUUUAUCUGUCAGUUUUGAGGACACUGAAGCCACUCAGGUGUACCCCAAGCUAUAUCUGUCACCCCGAAUUGAGCACGCCCUCGGAGGCUCCUCAGCACUUCACAUCCCGGCUUUUCCAGGAGGAGGCUGUCUCAUUGAUUAUGUUCCUCAAGUGUGUCACCUGCUCACCAACAAGGUGCAGUAUGUAAUUCAAGGAUAUCACAAAAGGAGAGAGUACAUUGCUGCUUUCCUCAGUCACUUCGGCACAGGCGUUGUGGAAUAUGAUGCAGAAGGAUUUACAAAACUCACCCUGCUGCUCAUGUGGAGAGACUUUUGUUUUCUUGUACACACUCACCUUCUCAGGCAUCCUCCAUCCAUCCUGGAGGACGGAAACUGUGCCGUGGGGCUUUACGUGAUAGAAGUUGACUUGCCUCUGUUUUUUCCUCGAGACCAGCCGACUCUCACCUUCCAGUCUGUUUAUCACUUUACCAACAGUGGACAGCUGUAUUCUCAGGCCCAGAAAAACUACCCCUACAGCCCCAGAUGGGAUGGAAAUGAAAUGGCAAAAAGGGCAAAGGCUUAUUUCAAAACCUUUGUCCCGCAGUUCCAGGAGGCAGCGUUUGCCAAUGGAAAGCUCUAGGAAACACCGGCCUGCGGUCCACAUGCGUGUCAGCACAUACGUGCUUCCUGGAAGCCACUUGGAACGACUGGGAGGCAGCGUUUUGCUCACACAGCGACUUGUAGGCCUCAGACAGCCCCAAUUCUGCUGGAUCCCAA